AUGGAUACUGAAGAGGCGAUUAAGUAUUUGGUCCUUGCAAUUACUAUGAUUAUAGCAGCGCAUAAUUGCAGUUCAUUACCAUCGGAUGGUGGACAUACGCUUCUAUUGGGUGCUUCGCUCACUGGAAAUCAGACCAUAUUGUCAAAGAAUGGCACGUUUGCAUUAGGUUUUUUCAGUCCGAGAGGCACGAAUAACUGGUACAUUGGCAUCUGGUACGCAGGAAAAACACAAAAGAUCAUAGUUUGGGUGGCUAACAGAGAGAAUCCAGUCAGAAGCAUGCCCGGCGGCGUUCUGCACUUUUCAAGAGAUGGUCAACUUAGAUUGCUUGAUAGAAAGGCCCGGUCAGUUUGGUCGACUGAUAUUCAUCUGAAAGGAUCGCGGGCAGUGUUAAGGGACUCUGGCAAUUUCAUUAUGCUGGGUGAUGGUCACAACAAGUCUGAGAUUGUUUGGGAGAGUUUCGCGCAUCCGACAGAUACAUGGUUGCCUGGCAUGAAGAUGUGGAAAGGAAUGCAUCUUACUUCCUGGAAGAGUUCGGUGGAUCCUGCAGCAAGUGGGCUUUUCUCUUAUGGAAUGGACAUGUCUCCACGAAAGACGCAGAUGGUAUUGGUCUAUAAUAACAGUAUUCCAUAUUCCUCAAGUGGAGAGUGGACUGGGAAUUAUUUUACCAAGAUUCCCGAGAUCGGGGCUGAGAAGAGAUUCCGAUUGUUUUGUGUGAGAAUUUCUCCUGAAAGCAUAUACUUUAAUUUUAGCAUAAACCAGGUAGACCAUACCCUCAACGGGCGGAUAAUUUUAUCUGAGAACGGCAUGUUGGAGCUUUACUACUUGAUGGAUGAUAAUAGGUGGACUAUUGAGUGGUCGACAUUCGGAGGUCAAUGGAGUGACUAUGAUAUUUGCGGAGCGUAUGGAGUGUGCAAUAAGAAUGAAGUGUGUAGUUGUUCUGAGGGCUUCGCGCCUAAGCAUGCCUCUGCAAGUUGGUGGUCAAACGGCUGUGCUCGACGAAGACCCCUGCAAUGCUCUGUCACAGAGGGUACCACCGACGACUUCUUGGAAGCCAAGAAUCAGUACUUACCCGAGAAAGAAGCUGUCUCAUACAACAACAAGGCAACAUUGGAAGACUGCCGGAUUGCUUGCCUCAAAAAUUGCUCCUGCACAGCGUUUGCUUGUGCUAUUUCUGAUCCACCCGUCUGUAGACUGUGGUUUGGGGAUUUGUUCAAAAUACGCGUUUCAUCUGACGGCCAAUCGGUCUUCAUUAGGCUGGCUGCUUCUGAGUUUCCGCACUUGACAUCAGAGCGAGGUAACAAAGCCCCUGCACUUAGAGUCUUAUUGCCUGCUGCAGCCGCUGCUUUCUUUGCCGUUUUGGGUCUCCUGUCGGCCAUAUUUAUUGUGUACAAACGUCGAAAACUGCAGAUGAAAAGAAAAGAAGAGGACGUGCCAACUUCACUCAAAGUAUUCACUUACAAAGAGUUGCGAAUUGCAACCCAGAAUUUCAAGCAUAAGCUGGGGACCGGAGCAUUUGGCUCCGUGUUCAGAGGAACUCUUCCAGACAAUACGCUUGUGGCGGUAAAAAGAUUAGAGGGUUCUGCACAAAUAGAAAAGCAAUUCCGUGCCGAAAUAAGCACUAUCGGCAGAAUACAGCACGUGAAUUUGGUGAGGCUCUGGGGAUUCUGCGUAGAAGGCUCUCGUAGGCUACUGGUGUAUGCUUACAUGCCCAAUGGUUCUCUAAACUCCUUCCUUUUCUGUAAAGAUGAAAAAGUAGAGAAGAUGUUGGAUUGGAAGACUCGGUUUCAUAUCGCUCUGGGCACUGCAAGAGGAUUAAUUUAUCUCCACGAAGAAUGCAGAGAUCGCAUUAUUCACUGCGAUAUUAAGCCCGAGAAUAUUCUUCUGGACGGCGACUUCAGCCCGAAGGUUGCUGAUUUUGGGUUGGCAAAGCUUGUGGGUAGAGAUUUCAGCCGCGUAUUGACGACCACAAGAGGAACUCGAGGUUACUUGGCUCCCGAGUGGAUCUCUGGCCUUCCUAUCACUCCCAAGGCAGACGUAUAUAGUUUUGGUAUGACGUUGUUGGAAAUUAUUUCCGGUAGAAGAAAUCUCGAUUUAACUGUGGAGGAAAGCAGGUUGUACUUUCCUACCUGGGUUUCAUCACAGAUUGAGAGGGGAAACAUACUAGGCGUUGUAGAUGCAAGGAUAGCAAGUGAGGCAGACAUCGAAGAGGUGAAAAGAGCGGUUGUGGUGGCUGGGCAGUGCAUUCAAGACGAUGAGGAUGAGAGGCCGAGCAUGAGUGAAGUGGUGAAGAUAUUGCAAGGGACGAUGGAGGCUCCUCCGCCACAAAUUACGAGGUCUCUACAGUUGCUUGUUGUUUAG
Messenger RNA from Cryptomeria japonica (Japanese cedar), 2358 nucleotides. RefSeq names its product G-type lectin S-receptor-like serine/threonine-protein kinase At2g19130. Lineage: Eukaryota; Viridiplantae; Streptophyta; Pinopsida; Cupressales; Cupressaceae. Gene Ontology annotation, biological process: protein phosphorylation; recognition of pollen. Gene Ontology annotation, molecular function: protein serine/threonine kinase activity; ATP binding. The transcript has a single exon. The coding region runs from base 1 to 2358 and encodes 785 amino acids. The record is from RefSeq and is a predicted model, not a curated record.